Notolabrus celidotus (New Zealand spotty) is the source of this 528-nucleotide messenger RNA. Its product is annotated as histone H2B 1/2-like. Gene Ontology annotation, cellular component: nucleosome. The coding region runs from base 15 to 383 and encodes 122 amino acids. The record is from RefSeq and is a predicted model, not a curated record. Gene Ontology annotation, molecular function: protein heterodimerization activity; structural constituent of chromatin; DNA binding. NCBI's taxonomy places the organism in Eukaryota, Metazoa, Chordata, Actinopteri, Labriformes, Labridae. The transcript has a single exon.
UUCAGUCAGUGACCAUGCCUGAGACAGUGAAAGCACCCAAGAAGGGCUCCAAGAAAGCCGUCUCUAAGGCCACCAAGAGCGGCAAGAAGAGGAGGAGGACCAGGAAGGAGAGCUAUGCCAUCUACGUGUACAAGGUUCUGAAGCAGGUUCACCCCGACACCGGGAUCUCCUCUAAGGCCAUGGGCAUCAUGAACUCGUUCGUGAGCGACAUCUUUGAGCGCAUCGCCGGUGAGGCCUCUCGUCUGGCUCACUACAACAAGCGCUCCACCAUCACCUCCAGGGAGAUCCAGACCGCAGUCCGCCUGCUGCUGCCCGGAGAGCUGGCCAAGCACGCCGUGUCUGAGGGCACCAAGGCUGUGACCAAGUACACCAGCUCCAAGUAAACAGCUCUGCUGUUUAAUCAAUCAAAGGCCCUUUUCAGGGCCACACACCUCAAACUACAGCGUUCUUAUUCCGAAAUCGAAUUUGGUGUUGAAUAUGUAAACCAAUGAGGCAAAUAAAAAUAUCCUGGAGGCUAUAAAAUUCCAA